Hyposmocoma kahamanoa is the source of this 1885-nucleotide messenger RNA. RefSeq names its product carboxypeptidase B-like. Gene Ontology annotation, molecular function: zinc ion binding; metallocarboxypeptidase activity. The record is from RefSeq and is a predicted model, not a curated record. Gene Ontology annotation, biological process: proteolysis. NCBI's taxonomy places the organism in Eukaryota, Metazoa, Arthropoda, Insecta, Lepidoptera, Cosmopterigidae. Bases 190 to 1311 code for a protein of 373 amino acids. The transcript is spliced from 8 exons.
CAAAAUCUAUCUUAUAUUUAUUGUUUUCUAUCUCACUGCACAAUCAAAGUGGCGUCGCUUUCAAGAGAUAGCAAUAUUAACCACACCCAAGUAUGGGAGCUAAAGUUCACUAGGGAAGGACAAAGGUAUUUCGUCAAAAACUUGGAUUCCGUUGGAGCUGUUAAUAUAUGGAAAGAGGAACGAAGCAAUAUGGACGUUCUCGUGGAAGGCAACCGCUUGCCGUCUAUUGCCGGAAUAUUCCACGAGAGAGAGAUUCCGUAUACGGUAGCCGUCGCUGACGUCAAUGCCAUCAUCGAAUACCAACAAGCAUCUCUUGCCAAAGCCUUCUGCAAAAGUAGCUGCAUCAUGGAUUGGACGAAAUACCAUAGGUUGGAAACUAUCAACAAACUCCUAGAGGAUUUAGUGGUACUGUUUCCUGAUCGGUGUUCCAUACAUGGAAUUGGAUCUUCAGCCGAAGGAAGAGAAAUGAUUGUGCUGAGAAUAUCAAAUGGCAAGACCAGCAACGAUGGUGUGUGGAUUGAUGGAGCUAUCCACCCGCGGGAGUGGAUCAGCCCAGCGGUGGUCGCGUAUAUUGCCGAUUGUCUGGCUAGAACUUUCGAUAAGCAGCCGGAAUAUAUCACCAACAAGGACUGGUAUUUUCUCCCAAUAUUGAAUCCAGACGGCUACGAGUACACGCACACGUCAGACAGAAUGUGGCGCAAGAACCGCGCUCACUACGGGCAGUGCGUCGGUGUUGACCUUAAUAGAAAUUUCAGCUGCGGUUGGGGUGAAAAUGGUGAAGAAGGUUCAUCAAGUGACCCUGGUAACUGCUUCUACAGAGGACCUGAACCAUUCUCAGAACCUGAGACAAAAGCAGUUAGACGGGCUAUCAUGGAAGCUAACACAACUUUCAAGGUAUUUCUGUCAUUGCACAGCUAUGGAGAAGUUAUCAUAUUCCCGUGGGGCUAUACUGAAGAUCCCUGUUCUGACUAUGUCGAACUGUUGGAGGGUGGUACAGCAAUGGCUAAGGCUAUUAAUAAGACGAGCGGACGCAUAUAUAAAGUGGGCAGCACAAAAGAUCUUAUGUACUACGCUGCAGGCACGAGUAUAGACUGGAGUUACGGCGUCGCCAACAUCCCCUACUCUUACAUGGUGGAGUUAAGAGAUAAAAAGAACAGAUUCCUUUUGCCCGCGGAAGAGAUUCUAGAGACUUCGUUAGAAAUUUUUAACGGGGUAUUAAAUCUCAUGAAGUUCGUGGACAAACGUAACAAAGGCACACAGGCAGGAUCUAAAAGCAAAGCCGCGUUAGUCGUUACUUCUAGCCCAGUAUAAUGUAUAAGAAAUAUCUAUUCAUAUAAAAUGUGAGGUGUCGGUUUUCGAAAAUAACUGCGUUUUGAAGGAAUUUAAUUUUGUUACAAGUCUUAGGCCGCAAGUUCGGAAUGGAGCCGGGCGUUCAGGGUUUGCAGGGGUGUGUAGAACUGCUGUUACGAAUUUGUGGCCUUAGAGCCUAUGCUGACGGCGUAUUUUAUACGCGCCGUAAACGCGUGUACACGCACCGUAGACGCGCUGUGAACGCGCGUGUGUAUUUUGAUAAAAGAUAGAUUUUAGUUUUGUUUGUUAAAUUCAAUUAAUUUCUUAAAUGAAGCAACUACGUGAAAUUCUAAGUUUAAACUCCAGUGGAGUACAAAAUCUUCUUGCUUGCAACGCGAUGUUUGCGUGCGUUUGAAUCAAUUCACUACAGCGCGUCUGCGGCGCGUAUACGUAUACAAGUACGUACACAAGUGACGCGCGUAUACACACAGAUGACGCGCGUUUACGGUGCCGUAAUAAUACGGCGCGUAUAAAAUACGCUGUGUGCGUAGGCUCUUAGGGCGCCUUCAAAUUAGACGCUUGUAUAGUCUGUCUU